Symbiodinium sp. CCMP2456 is the source of this 393-nucleotide messenger RNA. Lineage: Eukaryota; Dinophyceae; Suessiales; Symbiodiniaceae. The record is from the annotation of a GenBank genome assembly.
AUGCUGUCGCAAGUGUCCGAGAAGGAGAAAGUCGAUCUCGAGAGGCUUCUUUGGGCCCAUGCCCUCGUCUCCACCCGAGCGAUCGGUGCCUCCAUCGACGCCUGCGCCCUCAUCCCGGGUGUUGAUCUGGCCAACCACAGUCCCGACCCCAAUGCGGACCUCACCGUGGCAGGUCUGCCCGGCCUGAGAAGCGGUCGAGCCACCGUCGUCGGCCAUGGAAAGAUUUGGGAACACGGCUCCGCCGGACUUGUUACUCGCCGGCCAUUGGCCGCGGGCGAGGCUGUUCGCAUCUCUUACGGCAAGUACCCGAACCAGCGGUUCCUGCUUGACUAUGGCUUCAGCCUCGGGGAGGCAAAUCCUCGAGGUGACGAGGAGAAGGUGGACCUGGCCUGA